Cariama cristata (Red-legged seriema) is the source of this 1256-nucleotide messenger RNA. It is a transcript of the gene CFAP20, whose product is annotated as cilia and flagella associated protein 20. The transcript has 8 exons. Gene Ontology annotation, cellular component: ciliary basal body; motile cilium. NCBI's taxonomy places the organism in Eukaryota, Metazoa, Chordata, Aves, Cariamiformes, Cariamidae. The record is from RefSeq and is a predicted model, not a curated record. Gene Ontology annotation, biological process: cilium assembly; regulation of cilium beat frequency involved in ciliary motility; positive regulation of cell motility. Bases 1 to 786 code for a protein of 261 amino acids.
AUGGCGCCGGCCGUGUUUCGGCUUGCUGUUGCUGGCCCAAGCCAAACGACGGGGCGGCUGGCAACGAUGCGGGAGCGAUCCUCCAGAGGUCGGCCUCAGACCGUGGCGUCCCGUCCACCGGCGGGAUUCAGUUUCCUGUAUGUCAAUCGCUGCUUCAGAUCGAAGUCUUGCACUCAGUGCCUGUGCAGCAUGCUGGGCCGUAAACUCUUGCUUGGAGUCCUGGCACUCUGGGAUGGUGAUCAAAGCCUUGGAAACAGCGAUGUCCAGGACAACGGGAGCCAAGUGAACGUGCGCAAUGGCCACAUCAAGCGAAUCACCGACAAUGACAUCCAGUCGCUGGUGCUGGAGAUCGAAGGAACUAAUGUCAGUACCACGUACAUCACGUGCCCUGCUGACCCAAAGAAGACCCUGGGCAUCAAACUACCUUUCCUAGUGAUGAUCAUCAAGAACCUGAAGAAAUACUUCACUUUUGAAGUGCAGGUGCUGGAUGAUAAGAACGUACGCCGACGUUUCCGGGCAAGUAACUACCAGAGCACGACUCGAGUGAAGCCCUUCAUCUGCACCAUGCCCAUGCGGCUGGACGAUGGCUGGAACCAAAUCCAGUUCAACCUGUCGGACUUCACACGCCGGGCUUACGGGACAAAUUACAUUGAGACCCUGAGAGUUCAGAUCCAUGCCAACUGUCGCAUCCGACGGGUGUACUUCUCUGACCGGCUCUACUCAGAGGAUGAGCUCCCAGCAGAGUUCAAGCUAUAUUUGCCUGUCCAGAACAAGGCCAAGCAAUAACACCACGUUGGGAAGAGAUGCGGGAAAUACUUGGGGUCAAUAGGAAAACAAAAGCAGGUAGAAGAGAAGGCCCUGCUGAGACCAAGUUUUAGAUCAGCUCACCUUGCCUAGGGUAACUUUGAUUCAUCUGGUAUUCCUCUUCUGGACAGGACACAAUUAACCUUGUAACAGGUCUGAGACUAUGUUGUUGGUGCGUGAGUUGUACAGAAUCAGAGUUUUCCUACCUGCUCCUAAAGUGCUGAGCCUAAACACUGCAAGUGGCCUGGUACCUGAUCUUGUGUUGCACAGAGAGGUUGCUCAAAGUGGCCCCUGUGCCUCCGAAGAGGGGAUUCAGCAGGGAUUAUGGGGUUAAGUGUGCCCUCUUGAAGACACCAGUUUUAUUUUUUCUUUCCUUGUUUUCCAUCUCAUUUUAUAUAUGCUCUAAAUAUGGAUGUAAUACUCACUCUUGGAAAGCUAUUAAACAUUUGACU